Trypanosoma grayi is the source of this 1698-nucleotide messenger RNA. RefSeq names its product putative pumilio/PUF RNA binding protein 3. Gene Ontology annotation, biological process: post-transcriptional regulation of gene expression. Gene Ontology annotation, cellular component: cytoplasm. The transcript has a single exon. The record is from RefSeq and is a predicted model, not a curated record. Lineage: Eukaryota; Euglenozoa; Kinetoplastea; Trypanosomatida; Trypanosomatidae. Gene Ontology annotation, molecular function: mRNA binding. The coding region runs from base 1 to 1698 and encodes 565 amino acids.
AUGUGGACCGUGCACGAGGACGAGUACAAAAGCGCUGAAUUUAAUCUUGCGGGAUUCCUGGAGAGCGGAGUGGGUGAGGGCGAAGACAAGGCAGCCAAACCCAUCGGCGUCUACACAAAAUGCUCACAGGUCUUCGCCACGCCUUCUGCAACUCCAGCCGACAGCAUACCCUUAAGUAGCCACAGACAUAAUACCAACAUUGCGUGGACCAGUACGCAGAAUCCUUUUAGUUCUCCUUUACCGCGCAAUCUUUUUAGUCAUCCACAAGCUGCAACGCCUUCUCAGUCGAGCAUUAUGCGUGUCGAUGCGCCACCGUUUGAGCCGUCGCCGAAAAGCAUCGCCGCAACUGUUUCUUAUGCAGCCUCUUCACCUGUGGGUAAGCGAGGGAUGACACCCACACAGAUGUCACAUGUUGUCGCGCCUGAACACCUUAAUCCGCAGAUAAUCAUGCCAAUGGACGAUGCAUCUGGGAGAGGGAAGGACAGGAGUACUGCUCAGUACUUGGAGUGGAAUAAUCACCCUGUAACCGCUUACCAUCACCCACAUGUUGCGGUGCGCGCUUACGGUAGUAGCACGACAGCCGACAACCUGCGCGGUACAGUUUACGAAACUGCGAAAGAUCAGCAUGGCUGUCGGUUUCUACAACGCCUUCUGGGAGACUCCAACUUCGACAGGGAAAUCGCCCGCGUCAUCAUGAAUGAAAUUGUUCCGCACGUUGCUGAAUUGAUGACGGAUCAAUACGCCAAUUUUCUCGUUCAGAAACUUUUUGACAUCAUGCCACCCGAUGUGCGAUAUGAUGUGGCUCGUGUUGCUGCCCCCCAUAUUACCGUUAUUGCUCUCACUCCACACGGGACGUUUAGUGUGCAGAAAAUGAUUGAGACGAUUGCCACGCGGGAAGAAAUGAAUAUUUUGCGAGAGGCGUUGUCUAAGGAUGUUGUCCAGUUGGUUAAGGAUGCCCACGGUAACCAUGUCAUACAAAAGGUAUUGCAGCGAUUCAAUCAUGCCGAUAAGGAUUUUAUCUACACCGCUGUAGCAGGAGAUUGUGUAUCUAUUGCCAAGAACAAACAAGGCUGCUGUGUGCUUCAGCGUUGCCUCGAGUAUGCUUCUGAUUCGCAGAGAGAAACGUUAGUGAAGCAUAUUUUGGGUUGUUGCUUGCAAAUCGCCGAGGACCCUUUCGGGAAUUAUGUGCUUCAGUACGUCCUGGAGUCUAACAACAGCAAGACUACCGACACAAUUGCAAUUGCGUUCCUUCCGCAUCUAGUGCAAUUGUGCAUGAACAAAUUUAGCUCUAACGUCAUGGAGAAAGUGUUACGUGGCGCGUCUCAGCCGGUGCAGGAGAUGUACGUGGAAACCAUGUGUUCUCCAGAUGUUGUGGCUCGACUAAUUCAAGACGAUUUUGGUAACUAUGUGCUACAAACUGCUCUCACAAUUUGUUCAAUUGCACAAGCUGAAACACUCGUUUCCGUCGUCCGUCCCCUCAUGCCGACGAUUAGAAAUGCACCAUAUGCAAAAAAACUGGAGGGAAAAAUUGAGAGCAUCGUCCACAGAAUUACCAAUAGCCGCCAUGCUGUUGUGGAGGGGGAUAGCAAUCGUCAACUGGAGCUGCAUAGGCAAGAGUGCGAUGCAGUGUCACCGCACCGUGACUGGUAUCACGGCAGGGAGCCACGGGCGGCGGCGCACCAGCAGCUCUCCAGUUGA